Molecule: messenger RNA, 3931 nt
Organism: Lates calcarifer (barramundi perch)
Lineage: Eukaryota; Metazoa; Chordata; Actinopteri; Centropomidae
Gene: tesk1b
Product: testis associated actin remodelling kinase 1b
Exons: 11
Coding region: 982-3036 (684 amino acids)
Biological process (GO): protein phosphorylation; actin cytoskeleton organization; positive regulation of stress fiber assembly
Cellular component (GO): nucleus; cytoplasm
Molecular function (GO): protein serine/threonine kinase activity; ATP binding
Source: RefSeq, a predicted model, not a curated record
ACAGCGAAGCCAGACGUGUAGGUGAGAACUGGGCCGGUUUAAGCGCCCCCACAGGUGCAUUUUUUGCGGUAAUCACGUGUAGACCCGCCCCGCCUCGCCGUCUCCAAUAAAGCACAGCAAAAGUCACCGCUCCUCUUCCUGCAUGCAGCCAAACCCACGGCGAGGCAGGCGACGCAGGAGAACAGCAACGGCGGCGGCACCGGCGGCAGCAGCGGGGACUGGGACGUAAACCGAAACCACUGAAGCUUGCGUGUGCGUGAAGGCGGCGCACAAAGAUGAUUAAUUAGUAAAAUAAAGCCGUCGGUAACCGGACGCCGCAGCUGAUCUGCUCUCGGGGGCUCGACAGAGGACAACCGGAGCGUGUGGAGGUUGUGUGUGUUUUUAAGACAAGGCCAGUUUCAAUAGGCUGCAGCUCCGUGCGCACUGGAAGCCCAGAAUUCAAUUGGUGGAACCAGGAGGGGAGCCCCGGCCUUUUCCACUGCAGGAGGAGCAGAGUUGGAGGAAACCGAGAGAGAGAGAGGCGCCGCUGCCAAGACAGCAGCAGCAGCAGCAGCAGCAGCAGCUCUGCGCAGUUUAGAAAGAAAACGGCAGUGCCUCCUCUGCUGCACGGCAUGAGGGACUUCACCCUCAAACUGCGCACUGACUCUGCAGGAUGCACCGCUGCAGCUGCGUAGUUGAUUAAAAGACAAGACAGACGCAAGACUCUUCCGGACCAGUGCAGGAAUUUGACAGAGGAAUUGAGCCCAAACCGGCCGCUGGCCACAGCUGCGACAUUUAGUUUCUCCCCCUCCAACUGAGCGUUUAUCAUUCCUCCCCUCCGGAGAGACCUGCGCCGUGGCCUUGAAGCGGACAUGGGAAAUGUAAACAGUUAGUCGGGCUGGAUUUUAAACUACGCACACGUCCCACGUCCUCCUCCUCCCCCUCCUCCCGCCCCCUCCUCCUCCUCCUCCCUCUCCUUCUCCUCCUCCCGGGGCGUCCGAGAUGGAGAUGGGGACGAGGGUCGAGCCGGAGCAGGAGGGAGAGGCAGAGCCGCCCAUGCACAGCGUCCACGGAACCAACCGGAUCAGGCCGUCCUCAUACCGGGCCCUGCGCAGCGCCGUGUCCAGCCUGGCCCGUCUAGAUGACUUCAGCCGCGAGAAGAUCGGCGCGGGGUUCUUCUCCGAGGUGUUCAAGGUGCAGCAUCGUGUGUCAGGGCAGGUGAUGGCCCUGAAGAUGAACAUCCUGGCCAGUAACAGAGCCAACAUGCUCAGGGAGGUCCAGCUCAUGAACAGACUAUCACACCCUAACAUACUCAGGUUUAUAGGAGUGUGUGUCCAUGAGGGGCAGCUCCACGCUCUCACAGAGUACAUCAACGGCGGUAACCUGGAGCAGCUGUUGGGCAGUGACGUGUACCUGUCAUGGAGCGUGCGGCUCAGCCUGGCUCUGGACAUCGCCCGGGGACUGCAGUACCUGCACAGCAAGGGCAUCUUCCACAGGGACCUCACCUCCAAGAACUGCCUGGUGCGCUGCGAGGGCGGCGUGUGCUCGGCCGUGGUGGGAGACUUUGGCCUGGCGGAGAAAAUCCCAGAUUACAGCGAGGAAGAGGACCAGGAGCCUCUGGCUGUGGUCGGCUCCCCCUACUGGAUGGCCCCGGAGGUGCUCCGAGGAGAGGUGUAUAAUGAGAAGGUGGAUGUGUUUGCAUACGGGAUCAUCCUGUGUGAGAUUAUUGCGAGGAUACAGGCCGACCCUGACAUCCUGCCACGCACUGAGGACUUUGGUCUGGAUGUGGAGGCCUUUCAGCAGAUGGUUGGAGACUGUCCACCAGAAUUUCUUGAACUGGCUAUCGCCUGCUGUAAUAUGAAUGCAAAGCUCCGUCCGUCCUUUUCCCAAAUCGUAGCAGAGCUGGAGAGGAGACAGGCUGAGAGGAAGCAGAAGGAUGAGGCAACAGUCAAAGCUGUUUCUCCAACUAUUGGCCCUCUGCGAAGACGAUCCCUCUGCCUCCCGUCAGAUCCUCGCCUCUCCCGCAGCAAAUCGGACAUGCUCCACCCCCCGGACACCCCACCCUCUACUAACCUGGUGCUUCCCGCUCGGGUGAACCCCUUCUCUCUGAGGGAGGACCUCAAAGGCGGCAAGAUCAAGCUGUUCGACACUCCCAGCAAGUCUGUCAUCUCCCUGACCUUCACCCUGCCCCCUCCGCCGGACUGUGAUGACCCCUCUGCAUCUGAGACUGACGGCGCUGACCAGCCCAGGAGGCACAGGCGCUGCCACUCGCUGCCUUGCACGCCUCCUCCUCACCUCACAUCGGCGCCCAACACUGUCCUCACCGAGGAGGACUCCCCGUCUGAGAUGAACGGAGAGGGCGAGGGAGACAGAUUGUUAGGAGAACAGAAGGAGAUCAAGGAGGGGAGUGGGACUCAUCAGACAGGUGAUUCAGGUCUUCCUCUGUCCCUUGAGCCCAUGUCACUGGAUCUGCUGGACCAAGAGGAGGAGGAGGAGGAAGAGCCCAUGGACUGCACAAGCUCUCCGGACACACAAGACAGCACUUCAUCUCCUUACUCCAAAACCUCCUCUCCUCCCUCGCUCGACUCCAGUCCCCUCCAACCCACCUUUUCUAACGGCUGGGGGUCUGCCAUCUCAAACGGGCCUCCGUGCCUGCCUCCCCCCUCUCAUUUGGACAACAACAACGUGGUUGUCAGUCGGCCGCUGGGUUGGAGCACCCCCACCACCAACCCCGCCACCACGACCAACAACAACGGCUACCACUCCCCUCCCGGCGACCCAGCUGGAUCGUCCCCGUUCGGCUCCAGCAGCGGUCACUCUCUGGACCAGGAGGAGGUGAUCUCCUGUCCCGGCUGCUGCCUCGCCGGCCUCCGCUUCCCCUCUGUCUGCCUCAGAGCUCCACCGCGCAGAAACCCCUACAAGAACCUGAACGGGGACCACGCAGCCUCACGCGGGCUGCUUUGUCCAGGACCCAAGGGCCUGCCGCCCUCCCCCACCCCCACGACCACCACCACCAGCCUGGAGCCAGGACUCGCCUUGCCAGGGGCUCGGACAUAAACCUCCCCUGACUUCUCAACACCAAAGACACGCAGUAAAGACACGUGUGGAAACUCUGCACCAAAAGCUCUUCCCUGGAAAUUAAGUGGGUCUUCUUAAAAAUUUGCACAGAUUUUAACACAGCAAUACCCUGCUUACUUUCCACACACACUUUUUGGUGCAGAGAGUUUCUGAGCGUCCAGAUCGGUUUCCUAAAACACACUCCAGACUCGGACUUUGGCUGACUUUCUACUAUGAAAGCUGUAGGACAAGGAGCUGGUGACUUUUUGUGUGUGUGCCGCCCUCUGCUGGGCUGAGGGUGACACGACAUGAGACGUUAGCUGUGCCUGCAUAGAUCUGAUUGAUGAUCAGCAGCAUUCAGAACUGAUGAUCAGCAUGUAAACACUCCAGUUUUGGGGGCCCAGGCUGUUAGAACCUGUAUAUUUGCAGAUGUAAAGAUUCUUAUGACUGAUGAUGAUGCUGAAAUGAGGAAUGUUAAGCUUAGUAUUAUUACUGUUGCAAUGAUUUUUUGAUGUUUGGUGCUGUUUCUGAAUGAACAGGCAGUUUUGCUUUAAUGUCUUUAAUUACCAAGAUGUGUACAGUGCACUGCUGAGGUGUGUGUGUGAAAAUAUGUGAGUGUGGGAUGGAUUCAGUGUGUGUGUGUGUGUGUGUGUGAGAGAGAGAGGAAGGUUUAAAAAAAAAAGUGUGUGCUGUACACCACUCUUAUGACUAUUUUUGUUGCUGUAUGAUCUCUAUCUGCCCUCCUGGUUAAAGCACUUCAGCUGUAUUACUGUUGUUAAUAAGAAAGCUAUUGAUAUCAUUAUUACUUUUUUGGAAUGAAUGGUCAAAGACCUGCUUAAGAGAUGUACAGAUUCUUAUUAUUUAAAGAUGGCAUUGAAUAAAAAGAUAGAAUGCA